This is a messenger RNA of Aspergillus bombycis, 1173 nucleotides long. RefSeq lists its product as uncharacterized. The coding region runs from base 1 to 1173 and encodes 390 amino acids. The record is from RefSeq and is a predicted model, not a curated record. Lineage: Eukaryota; Fungi; Ascomycota; Eurotiomycetes; Eurotiales; Aspergillaceae. The transcript is spliced from 3 exons.
AUGGCAGAAAAGCGCCCUCAUGAUAAUGAAGAUGCCAGUGACAGCAAACACGCUAUGCCCUACCAGAAAGCUUCAACAGUGAAGCUUAAACGUCCAAGACGGAACAUACCCCUGCCAGGGACGUCCUCAUCCCCACUAGUUGAUGCACUUCGCCUCGCCAGACAAAUACCAGCUACACCAAACGAAACCCCGAAGAAACUUUCGAGUCUCAACCUCCUCUCCAGUGGUGAAACAGCCCAAGUCAAUAGUGAGAGCUCAGGGCUUCAGCCUAAGCCUUUGGAAAAGUUAGACACAGUGGUUAAAGAUUUCUUUCGCGAUGGUCCUGUUGUUGCGUCUGUUAAAUUCUAUGGUCUUCAGAAAUGUGUGCGGGCAGGACGAACACGGAUUCAACAGUGUCACUUAGCUCCUUUGGUCAUGACACCACUCAUUGCCUGCUCGAUACCGUGGAACUCCUGCAAGCUCGCUGCCACCCUUGUCCUUCUACUUGCCUCGCCUCCAGAACCUACGUCUACGUUCGAGGCUCUCAAGUUUCUAUCUAGAUCUCUAGGCGGGCUUCCCACGAUGGCAGACGUUCUCAAAACUCCAUCAGCUGACCUCGCGAAACGGUUUGUGCAGGCGAAAAAAGCAGCGAUUGAUGGGAAGGAGGACAAGGUGACAGUGCUAGGGGUCAACCUUGUUGAUGUGGAGAUGCUUAAGGGUGGUGAAAAGGAGAGCCGCGAUAUGAACUACUUGUCAUUGUCGCAUUCUUUUGUUAUAGCUAUAGCAAGAGAGGGCUUUCGCAUUUACCAAUCAUGGGAAGAGCAUGGAUAUCGUCUGGAUCAGUAUGUGAUGAGAGGAGGUUCUAGACUUCGGUCCUGGGAGGAUGCAACGGCUUUCCUUAAGAUGUUUCAGAAGCUUUGUCGCUUUCAGGAAACCUGGACAGGUGAACUGAAUGUUGCCUAUGAACAGUGUUUUGGGGUGGAUAUCAUGUUGAUAUGUGGUCGAGACAAGCUGCAGCCUCCUACUGUCCGACCCUAUCGGCCUUGGGUGAGAAUAUUUGAGAUCAAUGACGUGAAGACGGAGAACUUUGAAAAGUUUACUUGGGAAGGAUACGUUCAAGGAAUGGAGGCGUUGCACUCUCGGAGCCAGAGUGGUUUCUCUAGGGAAUGGGUCGGAAGAGCAGACUGGACCUGA